Danio rerio (zebrafish) is the source of this 2565-nucleotide messenger RNA. It is a transcript of the gene vax1, whose product is annotated as ventral anterior homeobox 1. The record is from RefSeq and is marked provisional. Gene Ontology annotation, biological process: regulation of transcription by RNA polymerase II; regulation of DNA-templated transcription. Gene Ontology annotation, cellular component: nucleus. Lineage: Eukaryota; Metazoa; Chordata; Actinopteri; Cypriniformes; Danionidae. Gene Ontology annotation, molecular function: DNA binding; DNA-binding transcription factor activity, RNA polymerase II-specific.
GAAGUCUAUGAUCAUUGGGCAAGUGAGUCUGCACAGAGAUAAUAGGGCAGAUCAGUGGACUGGGCAAGUGCUGGUGGCACAUUAGCUAUCUGACUCUGAUUCCAAGCUGCUGUUUUAUAGAAAGACCAAACCUAUAUUACCCACAAUAAGCAGUGUGUGUCCGUCCCCAAACAGUUAUUUCUGCCCAACAAGGAGAAAAAGAAGGAGAACUCUUCGCAGAGGAUACGAGACUAUGGAAGUCCGCUACAGUCAAGACUCAGAGUCCGGAAUGCUGCUGAAGAAUGGACUAAAAGAGGGGAAAGAGGGAAAGGAUUCCCAGGGGAGCAUUUCAAAAACGUUCCUGAAGGACCAGCAGGAGUCCUUCUCUCCAUCCGGAGCGGUGGAAAACUGUGAAAAGAGCCGGGCGAGCUCAGGAGAUCCUGACUACUGCCGGAGGAUUCUAGUUCGGGAUGCCAAAGGGUCGAUUCGAGAAAUUAUUCUCCCCAAGGGUUUGGAUCUAGACCGACCAAAGCGCACUAGGACCUCGUUCACAGCAGAGCAACUAUACAGACUGGAGAUGGAGUUUCAGCGGUGUCAGUAUGUUGUGGGACGGGAACGAACUGAACUUGCCCGGCAACUUAACCUGUCUGAAACUCAGGUGAAGGUGUGGUUCCAGAACCGGCGCACCAAGCAGAAGAAGGAUCAGGGGAAGGAUUCAGAGCUGCGCUCGGUGGUCUCUGAGACGGCCGCCACCUGCAGCGUCCUGCGCCUCCUGGAGCAGGGCCGUCUCCUCACUCCACCGGGCCUGCCAGGACUGCUGCCCCACUGCGGGAGCUCGUCGCUGGGCUCAGCUCUGCGUGGGCCAUCGCUAGGGAUCACAGCUAACGGAGGCUCCUCCAGCAGCAGCAGCAGCAGUGCCGGCAGCUCGGGCACAGCGGGAGGAAGUCCACCGCUGCCAACCGUGACCAGCUCUGGGACAGUCACGGGACUGCAGGGAUCCCCACCUGCCCACGGGCUGUUCAGCUUCCCAAUGCCCUCUCUGCUCGGGUCGGUCGCCUCACGUAUUUCCUCCACCCCGCUCGGCAUGGCUGGAUCCCUUGCAGGGAACUUGCAGGAACUUUCCGCCCGAUACCUGAGCUCCUCCGCCUUUGAGCCCUACUCGCGGACCAAUGGCAAAGAAGCACUUGACAAAAAAGUUUUGGAAUGAUCACUAAGGGGUUUCUUCUCUUUUUUUUGUCCUUUUUUAUUUUUUGUUGUCGUUGUUGUUGUUGUUGUUUUGAAAUUAGUUUGAGCUCAGAUUAUCACCCUUGAAAAUCGCCCUUUUGUCUCAUUGGUGCUGUUUUGUUUUUUCCCAUGUCAUCAACCUGCACACUUGAUGCCUCUCACAACUGUAAAAAGGUUUCACUUUUGAAAAAAAAACAAGGAUUUUUUGCACUAAAUCAAAGUUUCUCUAAUUUGACACACAAGAGAGCUCGGGGAAGGAAUGUAGCAAGAGAUUAUGGAGGGGAGGAGAGAUGAAAACGGUUGCUGAGGCAAUAUUUUUGGGGCACUUUUUUUUCCUUGUACACCUUUUUUUUCGGAGCUGGACAGUUGUGUUCAGAUUAUCAAACUAAUCUGAAAGCUGCUGGGUGAAAGAAAGAGAAGAAAAAAAAACAAAAACUGAACUCACGGCAACAUUCUUUACAUUCUCAGUUUUAAGAGCGAUCUAAAUGUGAGAUUUCUACAUAGUAGCGUCUGCCAAGGCUCAAAUAUUCAAAUAUAUUAUAUCGGGAUUCCUUUCCAAAGGCUAGCAAACUAUUCAGCCACACCGCGGAUUUGUAUACACAGUUUGCUACAUACACAGAUCACGAAUUUGCCAAGAUCAGGUGUCUAUACCGUUUUGUAUUUGUUUGGUUAAACAUGUUCUGACUAAAUCAAAGGAAAACCACUGUCACACCGUUAAAUAGUCCAAUAGUCCUGUGUUCAUUGUUCUCUAAAUGGUUUCUGUGAGGGUGCUCCCCAAAACGAGUUUUGAAGGCAGUCUCAGUUUGUGAGUUUGUAUGUCUUAAUAUGCAGUUUUUCUCCUCUCUCUGUAUGUGUGUGUGUGUGUGUGUGUGUGUGUGUGCUGGUACUGAAGUUGUAGUCCUGGUUUCCAUGUUUAGGUGCGUGUUUAACUGAAAACCUUUCAAGAGCUCAAGAUUGCCUGGGAUUAAGCUCCGGAGCAUCGAUGAGACCCUUUCAUUAUCGGACUAGACGUUUUGCCGUCUGCAGCAAACCCCUCUACCGUUUUCCAGAAGAAUUCAACGCCCUUUCUGUUAUCAGAGCUGAGACGAGACGCAUCUCUGAAGGACGAACAGGGUACGAUCACUGUAGUAUAAAAGAUUGAAUAACGAAAAUUGUUAUUUUAUUGUAAAUUAUUCACGUCUGUAAUAAAUAGAUCAUUAGUAUAUCUGCAAAUAAUGAAAGAAUGAAUGUAUGGGGGGCGGGGUUUAUGAUUGAGCAUCCAAUCAAAGCUCUGGUGGUGUUGUUGUUAAAUAUCUUGAAGUUUGUGAACCGUGGUAUGAGUGUGGAUAUAUAUUAUAUAUAACUAAAAAAAUCAAAACAAAA